Messenger RNA from Amphiprion ocellaris (clown anemonefish), 5830 nucleotides. Its product is annotated as protein EFR3 homolog B-like. Bases 2019 to 4412 code for a protein of 797 amino acids. NCBI's taxonomy places the organism in Eukaryota, Metazoa, Chordata, Actinopteri, Pomacentridae. Gene Ontology annotation, cellular component: plasma membrane. Gene Ontology annotation, biological process: protein localization to plasma membrane. The record is from RefSeq and is a predicted model, not a curated record. The transcript is spliced from 21 exons.
AGUCACACAAAGAGACACAAAACUAACAAAAAAUAUCUAAAACAACCAGAAAAAUAUACAAAACUAACAAAAAUACACAAAACUAUCAGAAAAAUACACAAACAACAGAAAAAUACACAAAAAUAGCAGAAAAACACACAGAACUACCACAAAAAAGACAAAACAACCAGAAAAAUACAUAAAACUACAGGAAAAAUAAACAAGACUAAGAAAAAAUACACAAAACUAUCAGAAAAAUACACAAAACAACAGAAAAAUACACAAAACAACAGAAAAAUACACAAAACAACAGAAAAAUGCACAGAGGUAUCAGAAAAAUACACAAAGAUAUCAGAAAAACACACAGAACUACCACAAAAAAGACAAAACAACCAGAAAAAUACAUAAAACUACAGGAAAAAUAAACAAAACUAACAAAAAAUACACAAAACAACCAGAAAGAUACACAAAACAACAGAAAAAUACACAAAACAACUAGAAAAAUACAGAAAAAUACACAAAACAACCAGAAAAAUACACAAAACCAGAAAAACUACACAAAACUACCAGAAAACUAAACAAAACUACCAGAAAAAUACACAAAACAACUAGAAAAAUACACAAAUAUACCACAAAAAAAUGCAAAACAACCAGAAAACCACACAGAACUAUCAGAAAAAUACACAAAACAACCAGGAAAACACACAGAACUACCACAAAAAGACAUAAAACAACAAAAAAAGUACACAUAACUACCAGAAAAAUACACAAAACUACCAGAAAAAUACACGAAACAACUAGAAAAAUGCAUAAAACUACCACAAAAAGACAAAACAACCAGAAAAACACACAAUACAACCAGAAAAACACACAAUACAACCAGAAAACUACACAAAACUACCAGAGAAAUACACAAAACAACUAGAAAAAUACACAAAUAUACCACAAAAAAUGCAAAACAACCAGAAAAGUGCACAAAACUACCACAAAAUGAUGCAAAACAACCAGAAAAACACACAGAACUAUCAGAAAAAUACACAAAACAACCAGGAAAACACACAGAACUACCAGAAAAAUACACAGAACAACCAGAAAAAUACACAAAUAUACCACGAAAAGAUGCAAAACAACCAGAAAAGUACACAAAACUACCACAAAAAGACAAAACAACCAGAAAAACACACAAUACAACCAGAAAAACACACAAUGCAACCAGAAAAACACACAAUACAACCAGAAAAAUACACAAAACUAUCAGAAAAAUACACAAAACUAAAAUGAAAAGUCAUAACACAAUCAUAAAAGCACAAAAGUACCACAAUAGGAUGCAAAACAACCAGAAAAAUACACAGUAAUACCACAAAAAGACAGAAAACAACCAGAAAAACAACAAAAAUGACCACAGAACGACACAACACAACCACAAAAUACACAAACCGAGUUCAAAAAUACACAAAACUACCACAAAGACACACAAAACAACCCCAUCAAACACAAAAUAAUCACAAGUAGACAACAACAAACAGAACCCAGAAAAAUCCGUAAAAUACCUCAGAAGUACACACUGACAGACACACACUGGUGUUAGUGGAGGUUGUGUAGAUCGUGGGUCUGUUGUGUAGAUUGUGUGUCUGUUGUGUUGCUGCAGGAAGUUUUCUGAUGUAUUUUUGUGGAACAUAAAUCCAGAUUAUAGAGCUGAGCUGCUGCACGUGGACCAGUAAUACUACAAAUACACACACAAUACACACUGGUACUACAUUAACACCGAUACUAGUACGCACAAUACACACACAAUACACACUGGUACUACACUAACACUGAUACUAGUACACUAAUACUCCAGAAAGACACACUAACCCAACACCUUCACAGCUCUGUGGUAAAUCUGGUUAAUAAACUUUUCAUGAUGACGAUGAUGCUGAUGAUGCUGAUGAUGAUGCUGAUGAUGAUGAAUGAAAGGGGGCGGAGCCAGGCCCCAGUGUGUGUGUGGGGGAUUAAAUCCAACAUGUGUGUGAUGGAGACGAUCUGCAGCUGUCCUCAUGUACGGUCUUUGCGGCUGCUGCUGGGCGUUGAGGCCUCGCUACAAGAGGCUGGUCGACAACAUUUUCCCAGAAGACCCCGAGGAUGGGCUGGUGAAAGCCAACAUGGAGAAGCUGACGUUCUUCGCUCUGUCGGCUCCGGAGAAACUCGACCGAAUUGCUGCUUAUCUGUUGGAGCGUCUGACCAGAGAUUUGAACCGCCACCGCUAUGGGUAUGUUUGCAUUGCGAUGGAGGCGUUGGAGCAGCUGCUGUUGGCUUGUCACUGCCAGAGCAUCAACCUGCUGGUGGAGAGUUUCCUCAGUACGCUGCGACUGCUGCUGGAGGCUGACAAACCACACCUCCACAUCCUCGCAACCAACUCUUUUGUGAAGUUUGCAAACAUCGAGGAGGACACGCCAUCGUAUCAUCGCAGCUACGACUUCUUCGUGUCUCGCUUCAGUGAGAUGUGUCACUCCGAACAUGAUGAUCCCGGCACCCAGAACAAGAUCCGUGUGUCAGGAAUCCGUGGACUGCAGGGCGUCGUCAGGAAGACGGUGGAUAACGAGCUGCAGGUUAAUAUCUGGGAACCUCGUCACAUGGAGCAGAUUGUCCCCGCCCUGCUGGUCAACCUGGAGCAACACACCCCAAACGACAGCGGGUCUCCAGCAGAGCAGACGGAGGUUUGUUUCAGGGAGCUGCUGGGCCGAGCUGCUUAUGGACACAUUAACAAUGCUAUCAGACCAGUGCUCAUGCACCUCGACAGUCACAGUCUUUGGGAAGGACGAGGAUUUGCUGUCCGUUGUUUUCAGAUCAUCAUGUACUCGAUUCAGUCGCAGCACUCUCACCUGGUCAUCCAGCAGCUUUUGGGUCACCUGGACGCUAACAGCAGGAGUCCGGCUUCGGUCCGGGCCGGAAUCGUGGAGGUUCUGUCAGAGGCCGCCGUUAUAGAAGCUACCGGAUCUGUAGGUCCCACAGUGCUGGAAGUUUUCAACACGUUGCUACGACAGCUGCGGCAGAGCGUUGACUACCAGCUGACCGGUUACUAUGACAAUGCUGGGAAGCACAAAACCACCUCUAGCAAAGAGGAAACGCUGCAGGACGCCGUCAUCAGAACCAUCGGAUCCUUCGCCAACACACUUCCUGUCUACCAGCGGUCCGAGGUCAUGCUCUUCAUCAUGGGGAAGAUCCCCGUCCCCGGUAUCUACCCCGCCCUGGGGUCACCCAACGCUGGCUUCGAGGGCAGCAGGAUGAUCCAGGUUAUGCUGCUCAAGUCCCUCCUCCAGGUUUCGGAGCGCUAUGAAAGCAGCAACCUACUAACGGCGCUGCCCUCGUCCUUCCUGGAGCCUCUGCUGUCCUUCACGCUGAUGGAGGAUCCAGAGAUCCGGCUGCUGGUUCUGUCCAUCCUCACAUCGCUCAUCGACCGGCGCCACAACGCUGCCAGGCUCAGUGGCGCCACCGCCAGCGCUGCGUUCGAUGUCUCGUCAUUGGAGCUGAAGGAGGACAGAAGCUCUCGACAAGACAUCCUGUUCGUGAGGAAGCACGCUCAGCGCCUCUACAGACACGUGUUCUUGGCGUGUAAGGAGGAGAGCAGCAGUCACAGCCACUACCAGCAGCUCUUCAUCCUAUUGGCUGUCCUGAGCGUGGAGCUGGCCAAUGAGGAGGUGAUGGUGGACCUGAUCCGGCUGGUUCUGGCUCUGCAGGAACUGGCCUCGUCCAAUCAGGAGCCUCUGACGCCGUUGAACCGAUGUGGCGUUCACGCCGUCUGUGCCGCCGCCCUCGGUGUGAUGUCACAGCUCGGACCGCCGUCGCCGGUGCAGCAGCACGUCGCUCAGGUUAUAGAGAGACGACGCAAAGACGCUCCACACCUGCUGCCUGAAAACAUCUUCUGUGACUCACACAGUCUGCCGGACGGCGAGCUGAAGGUGGACCAAGAGUUUCUGUUCGUCCAGUGGAAGAUCUGCGAGGGUCUGACGGCGAGCAGCUACAGCUCUCAGUGCGAACGCUUCAACACGCCCUACACACCUCAGCUGACAGAUGAAGAUCGUCUGGCGAAGAGGAAGAGUGUCGGAGACGUCGUCUCUCUGCAGAUGGAGAUGGACCCUCAGAGUCCUGAGACGCCUCAGAAGCCUCAGACAGAGCAGAUCACCUUUGAGACGCUGAAGAACGCCAUCGAGGACCGAGGCUUUGUGGAGGAGGAGGAGAGGAGGAAGAGGCUGGAGGUGGUGGAAAGGUUUCAGACGGCGCCGUUCGAGGAGAUCGCUGCUCACUGUGGAUCCAGGGCGUCGCUGCUUCAGUCCAAACUGGAUCAGGUGUUCGAUCUGAUCAUCCGUCCUCCUCCGUCUCCGUCCGGACAGUCGCCGCCUCGAUCGACGCCGCUCUACGAGAUGAAGUUUCCCGACCUCUGUGUCUACUAGACGUCAGGAGAACAACGCUGAAGACCAAAAGGACACAUGAAUGAUUGAAGUAGUGAUGAAACUGUGAAUAAAUGGUGCAAUUAACAGUUGGAACUGUCAGCCAACACCAUGGAUAAACCGCUGAACUGUUAGCUCAAGAUGCGGAUAAAAAGUUGGUAAGGGUUAGCAUAAAGUAUUGCUUACAGUUUUAAUUAUUAGCUAAUAGUAGGGCUAAGAGUUGAAUGUGUUAGUCAGUACGAUGGACGAUGCCUAAUUGAAUGGAUAAAUAGCUGCAGGUGUUAGCUAAAAGUGUGGAUAAACACUUGGAACAGUUGAAAUGUUAGCUAAUAUUAUGGAACAACAGCUGAAAGUGUGCAUAAACAAUUGAAAAUGAUUUGCUAAAAGAAUGGAAAGAAACUGUUUGCCAAAAGUAUAGUAAACUAAUUUUAGCCAAAAUUUUAGUUAACAUUUCAACAGUUAGCUAAUGUUAUCACUAACACUUGUAAUUGUUAGCUGAAGGUACUUUUAACAGUUAAAAUGAUAUGCUAAUAGCAUAGCUUACAGUUGAAAUUUUUAAUACUAAGAACAAUAGCUAAUUGUAUGGCUUAAUAGCUGCAGGUGUUAGCUAAAAGUGUGGACACAUUUGGAACAUAUUAGCUGACAGUGUGGCUAACAGUUGAAAAUGUUUGCUAAAUGUAUGGCUGGCUGUGGAAAUUGUUGGCUAAUACCAAACAUGAACACUUGUAACUUUUAGCUAAAGGUACGAUUAACAGUUACAAUUCUUCACUAAUAGCAUAGCUUGCAGUUGACAUUGUUAGCUAAUAGCAUGGCUAUCAGUUGAAAUAUUAACUAAUAGCAUGGCUAUCAGUUGAAAUGUUAGCUAUUAGCAUGGCUAUUAGUUGACAUUGUUAGCAAAUAGCAUAGCUUACAGCUGACACUGUUAACUAAUAGCAGAGCUUACAGUUGAAAUGUUAGCUAAUAGCAUAGCUUACCGUUGACAUUGUUAGCUAGUAGCAUAGCUGACAGUUGAAAUGUUAGCUAGUAGCAUUGCUAUCAGUUGAUAUUAUUAGCUAAUAGCAUAGCAUACAGUUGAAAUGUUAGCUAACUGUAGUGUUCGCUGUUGGCAGGAGAUCAGGUUUAGGAGAGGAAAAGCAGGGAAGAAGGAGAUCAGCACUUUGUGGUCACAUUUAGUGAUAAUUUAUGACAUAAAUCAUGUUUUUUUCCCCCUCAUUUUAGGUGUUAAAAUGUUUUCCUGUGGCUGUUUUUUUCUGAUUAGACAGAUUUUAUUUUUAGUUUAAAUGAGACAUUGGUUGAUUUCCCAAACUGUUCCUGAGCUGCCCUGAUUGGUUAAAACGCUCCAUAAGUGAAAUCCUGAAGUAAAUCUGUACACAAAUGAUAUUUAUUUUAAAAAUACUGCACCAAUAAAUUAUGAAACUUCA